This is a messenger RNA of Cladocopium goreaui, 5970 nucleotides long. The record is from the annotation of a GenBank genome assembly. Lineage: Eukaryota; Dinophyceae; Suessiales; Symbiodiniaceae.
AUGGAUACGCAAUGGGACGAAGAGGUCGCUGGACUGUUAACAGACUUGUCCUCGACUCAAUCGCGAUUGCUAGAAGUGCUGGCGGAAAAGCGCGAGCUGCUGCUAUCGGCCAAUCACGAGGGGCUCGCGACGAUUGCCGACCGCGAACGCGAAAUCAUCGGCGAACUCGAGGCCUGUAGCGAUCGUCGUAAAGCGUUGCUAGGGCAGGCCGAAGAGCAGGGAUUGCCCUCAGACAGCUUACGUUCGCUGGCUGCUGUCAUUCCGGCCAAAGACCAAAAACAACUGGUGGGCCAGUUCCACCAGGCCGCCACGCAGACGCGAAUUCUGCAACAUCAGAGCCUGGCCAAUUGGGUGCUAGUACAACGAUCCAUCGUCCAUCUUUCCCAGCUCCUGGAGAUUAUUGCUACGGGAGGGCGCAGUAAGCCGACAUAUGGUAAGGGCGAAACCAGCGGUUCCAACGGCUCUCUGAUCGAUCAGGAGGUGGUGUUCACCCCUGCGCCCACGCAGAAAGUGGGCAACCUGCUGUUCGGCCUCGGGGUCGAUGUUCAGGGCGUUGUGCAGAAGGUGGACAAGUUUCUCGAGGAACGUCUCCGCACGGCUUCGUCCGAUCGCGCCAACAGCGAAGCCAAAGAGAAUACCUGGUUUCAGCUUGAAGGGCUGAUUGGCGAACUCAGCGAUACCGACCUGAGCACCGCCCUGAAUGAUUUCAUCAGCAGCAUUAACGAAGUGCUCAAUCAGCCCGAGAGCGUCUCGGUGCGAAACCUGGCCGUGCUGCAAGGGCAGACACUCACCGCCCAAAUCAAUCGUCUCUCCAGCCGUACCACCGAACUUCGGGUCGAUUUGAACGACCGCGUCGAAGGAAGCGUGCAGGACAUCAAUCGACUGAUUGGAGAGAUCCGCGAACUGAACCAGCGGAUUACCGAAACCGAGGGCGGCAACACCUCGGCCAGCGACGCUGUCGGGCUCCGCGAUAAGCGGGGUGUGGCACUGACCGAGCUUUCGGAGUUGAUUUCGAUCCAGGUGGUCGAACAAGCCAGCGGUGCGGUGAAUGUUUACAGCGGCAGCGACUUCCUGGUGUUCGAGGGAACCACCAGACAAGUCCAGGCUACCGAGGUGAACGACCGAGGAUUGACCGUCUCCCAGCUGUCUAUCAAAGAGACCGGUACCCCGCUCGAUCUCUCCAGUGGAAAGGUUGGUGGCUAUGUCUCCGGGCGCGAUGAGAUCUUGGGCAACUUUCAAGAUCAACUCAACGAGUUCACCUCGACGUUUAUUUAUGAGUUCAACCGAGUGUUCUCUUCGGGUCAGGGUCUCACGGGCUACCAAUCGCUGACCAGCGAGUUUGGCGUGGACGAUGUCGAUGCGGCACUCGACGCGGCCGGGCUCGAGUUCACGCCCGAGAAUGGCUCGUUCGAGGUGCAGAUUUUCAAUCGUCAAACCGGUCUGACGGAGACGAGCGAUGUGUUCGUCAAUCUCGACGGGCUCGACGAUGACACGUCGCUGUCGGAUCUCGCUGCGGCCCUUGAUGCCAUCGAUGGUCUUUCGGCGACGAUCGACACCGCGAACCGAUUGCAAAUCACCAGCGACACGCCCGACCAGGAUUUCGCCUUCAGCAACGACACCAGUGGCGUGCUGGCCGCGUUGGGUUUGAAUACGUUUUUUAAGGGCACCGCGGCAGGCGAUGUUGGCGUGAGCCAGGUCCUGGCCGCCGAUCCGGGGAAGUUCGCCGCCAGCGCUAAUGGAAUUGGCACCGACACGACCAAUGCCGUGCAGUUGGCCGGCUUUCUCGAUCGCCCCUUGGAAACGGCCAACGGGACGACCAUCACCGAUCUUUACGAUCGCCUGUCGGGCGAGACCACGCAGAACGCAGCAGUCGCUCGAGCAGUGGCCGACGGAUUUCGAGUGUUCGAACAGACCCUCCAGGGCGAUCACCUGGCGAUCAGCGGUGUGAGCAUCGAUGAAGAAACCGUGCGGAUGAUUUCGUAUCAACGCGUAUUUCAAGCCGCCGCGCGUUACAUCUCCGAGCUAAGCGACUUGCUCGACCUGCUCAACACGAUCGCCACUGGUCGACGUGUGGUGGUGCCCAGCGACGAUGCCCCGGCCGCGUUGCGGGGGAUUAGCAUUCAGCGAUUGCUGGAACGUAAAGAACAGGUACGGAUCAACCUGCAGACGAACAACUCGUACUUGAGCGCCACAGACACCGCACUGAGCGAUGUGUCCUCGCUACUGGCCAGCACCCGAGCUACGGCCGUCUCGGUGGUGGGGACGACCUCGACUGAUACCCAGCGUGAAUCGGCGGCCAUUGAAGUCGACCGAUUGAUUCAGCAGUUGAUUGACGUGAGCAACCAGAGCUUUCGUGGGCGAACGCUCUUCUCGGGGUCCAACACAACGGGUGUGUCGUUCAAGUCCUCGGGCAACGGUGUGGUGUAUGAGGGUAACGAACAGAACAUUUUCAGUUAUUCCGACAUCGACGUUCUGUUUGAAACGAACCUGCACGGCGUGGAGGUCUUCGGCGGAUUGUCGCCCGAGGUCGUGGGCAUCGCCGACUUGAACCCCGUCGUCACGGCCAGCACCCGACUGUCGGAUCUGCGUAACGGGGCCGGCAUCAGCAAAGGCGAUGUGGUGCGGCUGCUGGAAGCGAACCCACCACAAGGUCGUUCGGUCGAAGCCUCGAUUACGGCCACGGGGAUCAACGUCGAACUCGAUUCGGCGGGCGGUGGUGGGCUCACCUUAAAGGAAGUGGCCGGCGGAACGACCGUUGCUGAGUUGGGGCUGUUGACCGAAGUGGGAACCGGCACGGGGCCCGUGGUCGGCAAAGACAUCAACCCCCAACUCACGGGCACCACGCGGCUGAGUAACAUCCUGGGCGUUCGUGCAAAAGGUCAGGUGACCUCGCAAGGUAGUAGGAACGAUCUUGUCAUCGAAGCCAACGACCGGGGUGACGAGUUCAACGACGUGACGAUCACCUACGUCGAUGGCGGCCCGUUGACGUUCGGCCUGGAAACGGCCGUCUACGACGACAGCGAUCCGAACAACAAGACGCUGACCGUGACGAUCGCUCAUAACAAAUCGACGGCCAGCCAGGUUCUAACGGCCAUCAACAACCAAACGCCGUUCACGGCAUCGUUGGACCCCAAUGAACUGGAGAACGAUGGCUCGGGCAAAGUUCAGGCCACGGCGAUUGACACCAGCGCGACCGGUGUAACGGCUGGCGGAAGCGGGAUCGAGUUCGAUCAGACCUCGGGGAUUCAAAUUACCAACGGCGGCAACGUUCACGAUAUUAGCUUCACUUCGGCCGAAACGAUCGAGGACCUGCUGAACAUCCUCAAUGGCUCUUCGGCUCAAGUGCUGGCCGAACUGAGCAGCGACGGCAGUGGGAUCAGCAUCCGCAGCCGGCUGAGUGGCUCAGAUUUCUCAAUUGGCGAAAACGGCGGCACCACGGCCACCGAGUUGGGUAUCCGAAGUCUCAAUACCACCACCCGGCUCGAAGACUUGGAUUAUGGUCGUGGAGUGCACACGGUGGAUGAUGCCGAGUUCACGAUCAUCCGCAACGAUGGCGUGGAAUUGGCAAUCGACCUUGAUGGGGCCGCCACGAUUGGCGACGUGCUCGACCUGAUCAACAAUCACGUCGAUAACCCACCGGGAGCUGGACACCUUACGGCCGACUUCGUUGAAGUGGGCAACGGCAUUCGGUUGGUCGAUGACAAUCCCGACGGAACAAACGUACUAUCGAUCCGCCGUGAAAACUUCAGUGAAGCCGCCUGGGACCUGGGCCUCAUUCCCCACGGGCAAGACACAUCCGAUCCGCCCGUGGCUGCGGUAGCCGCCACCGCGACUACGGUGUUUCCCGGAGCGAACAACGAUCUUCUGUUCACCGCGACCGAUCCCGGGACGAUUGGCAAUGACUUUCCGAUCAGCUUCGUCGAUACCGGCGGCGGCCCUGGCUCAGAGAACGUUACGUUUACCACCUCGCCGAAGGGACUCGUCUUCGGAAUCGACCCCGGCACGACCACCGCGGCCGACAUUAUCACGCUGCUGGAGAAUCACCCUCAGGCAAGUCAACGAUUUACGGCGGAACUGGUACCCGGUGAUGGUUCGCCCAACGACGGGUCGAACUUGAUUACCGACCUGACGGUCACCGCAACCACGGCCGACGGAACGCCGGAGAUUCUCAACGGCACCGACACGAAUCCUUCUGAAGCCACGGGUGUGUUCAAUGCACUACUGCGUCUGCGAGACGCGCUGCGUGACAACAACACGCAAGACAUUGAGCGUUCGAUUGAAUUGCUCGACACGGCCAACCUGCAGGUGAAUUUCUCGCGUGCCGAUCUCGGCUCACGGCAGCAGGCUCUCGAGGCCUUGGGCUUACGGCUGGCGGACGAGGAGAUCGAGCUGCGUUCGUCGCUCUCGCUGGAAAUCGACGCCGACCUAACGGAAGCCAUCACCGAUUACACGGCCAAGCAGGUGGCUUUUCAGGCUUCGCUGCAAACCACGGCCCAAAUUCAGUCGCUCACGAGCCCACCAAUGACCGAUUUUUCGCGUCGACGUUUUCUCGAACAGUCGAUGUUCGCCGCAACUGCCGCUCUGACCACCAGCGCCAGCAGUCGUCUCCUCGCCGCUGAGGAAGCUCGCCCCUCGAGCCCCAACGAAAAGUACUCGGUCGCCAUCAUCGGCACCAACGGUCGUGGCCAAAGCCACAUCGGUUCGGUUCUAGGAAAAGAGAACUGCGAAAUCACCUACCUGUGCGAUCCCGAUUCGAACGUCGGCCAGCGUCGCACCGAGUAUGUCGCCGAGAAGCAGGGCAAAGCUCCCAACUUCGUCCAAGACAUGCGGCGCGUGUUUGAAGACGAUUCGGUCGACAUCGUCACCAUCGCCACGCAAAACCACUGGCACGCCUUGGCCGCCAUUUGGGCCAUGCAAGCCGGCAAAGACGUAUACGUCGAGAAGCCGGUGAGCCACAACGUGAGCGAAGGUCGCCGCAUGGUUCAAGUGGCCCGCAAAGAAGGCCGCAUUUGCCAGACGGGAACUCAGAUUCGUUCGAAUCGCGGAACUCAAGAGGCGAUCGACUUCAUUCAUUCGGGCGGGAUCGGCGAUGUGAAGGUUGCCCGAGGCACCUGCUACAAGCGCCGCAACUCGAUCGGCCAUGCGUCGCAACGCGAUGUGCCCUCGGGUGUGGAUUACAACCUGUGGCUUGGCCCAGCACCCGAGCGGCCGUUCACCAAGAACCGCUUCCACUACAACUGGCACUGGCACUGGGACUACGGCAACGGCGACCUGGGGAACCAGGGUAUCCAUCAAAUGGACGUCGCUCGCUGGGGCCUUGGGCUCGAUAACCUCGGCAAGAGCGUCACGGCCUACGGCGGACGUUUCGGUUAUGAAGACGACGGCGAAACGCCCAACACGAUGGUCUCGAUGCACGAUUACGGCGACAAGAUGCUCAUCUUCGAGGUGCGUGGUCUGAAGACCGAUUCGCUUCGUGGUGCCAACGUCGGUAAUGUCUUCUACGGUAGUGAUGGCUACGUAGUGAUGACCGGCUAUGCCACCGGUGCCGCGUUCGAUCUCGACGGGAAGAUGAUCAAGCAGUUCGACGGUGGCGGCGACCACUUUGGCAACUUCCUCGAUGCGGUUGCCUCGCGCAAGCACGAGGACCUGAAUGCCGACAUCGAAGAGGGUCAUCUCUCCAGUGCUCUUUGCCACUUGGGCAAUAAUUCGUUCCUGCUGGGUGAAGAAAUGAGCACCGAUGCCGCCAACGAGCGACUUGGCAGCAACGAAGAGGUCCAGGACAGCUUCACUCGCUUCAAAGAUCACCUGGCCAACAACAGCGUUGAUCUUUCGGUCGAGAAGCUGCAGUUGGGUCCUCAGUUGAUGAUCGACACCGCGAACGAAGAGUUCAUCAACAACGGCGAUGCCAGCGCGAUGCUGACCCGCAACUACCGCAAGCCGUUUGUGGUGCCCAGCGAAAGCGACAUCUAA